ACGAGCCCCUGCCACCGGCUGCCCAAUGGGGCCGCUCGGCAAGAGGCAAGCCUUCGAGGGGGCGGUCUGCGCAGCUCCGGCAGGCACCUUCCCCCGAAUCAUGUGAGCAGCACCGGAGAGCGCCCGAGUGGCAGUCGGCUCGCCAGCGGGGAAGGCAGCGAGCGCGUCGGGUCCGGGCAGCCGCUGGACAGCGCCGGUGGCUCUGUAGCUUUCCAAGGAGCAUCAUUUUCAGCUCAACUGCUUAAAUAGCUUUAUAUACACCCAUCACUACACCUUUUUAUGAGGGGGGAGACCUACCAAUGGUCUCAGUAAAUCAUAGCAAACUGGUUUCUCCUUCAGGACCACUGACCGCCCCAGCUUCUAUUCAGCUAGACAGUUCUUCAGAUGUUCUUGAGCCAGAGAUGCCACCCUUAAAUCUGCUGCAGGACUACAAUGAGGAGCAAGUGUCUAAUCCGGCAGUUAUAUCCAACCUAAUUAGCGCACCAGAGACGGAUAUUUCGUCAUCUAAGGUGAAAAAGGAAAAGGAGAAACCACAGACUAUGGUUUAUGAAGCUUACCUCAAGCUACCUUAUUCUUGUACAGAACUUUCUAGGGACUUCAUCCCUACACUGGAGGAGAUUGAAGAAUUUCUAAAUGAGAAGACAACUCUCAAGGAUGAGAAACAGCAGGUGGGAAGUCAGCUGAAGAUAAAAUCUGAAAUCAACUUGAGCAACCCUGGAGAACAAUGUGUUCCUGGAACUCCUCCAGAGGAAGAUCUUUCAAGCUCUGCUCAGGCUGGAGUAGUUGCUGAUGGAAUAAACAUAGUAGGAGGCAUGGGGACUGUCCCUGUAAUGCUUCAGAUCCAGCCCAUUCAAAUGAGUGAAAGUCCCUCAUCUGCUCAAAGCCUUAUUGGUGGAGUCAGGGUGGCCCACUUGAUCAUCAAAAUGGAGGGCCAGAACUUGACUGUUCUUCCACAGGUUGUUCAAAGUCCUGUGAAAAGUACAGACCAAAAAUAUGUCCGAAUUGCCCCUCUGCCCUUAGCACUGAGGCCUGGAGGCCAGUUUGGAAUCACAAAAACUGUGGAAGCCAAAAUCUCCAAAGCCUCUGCAUCUGUCAUCCGAGUCCACAAGUGCACACAUCCCGGUUGCACCAAGAUGUACACCAAGAGUUCUCACCUGAAAGCACACUUCCGACGCCACACUGGAGAAAAACCUUACACCUGCAAUUGGCCUGACUGUGGGUGGAGGUUCUCCCGUUCAGAUGAGCUUUCUCGCCACAAGCGCUCCCAUUCUGGACUCAAGCCUUACCAGUGUCAAGUGUGUGAAAAGAAAUUUGCCCGCAGUGACCACUUAUCCAAACAUAUGAAGAUCCACAAAGGGUCAUUCAGCUUGGGACGUCGUCGGACAAGUGACAGUUAACUUGCUCUUUGAUGCUUUGCUCAGAGAAUUCCAGUCACAUCAGAAGACAAAUGGAAUGAUAAAAUAUGGUCCUCCUUUUGGAAGAGGACGAAAUAAAGAAUAGAGUUGUUUAAAAUAAUUGUAAAGAACAUUACUUGAAGAUGCCUUCCAAUCAGGGCUUGGCCCCAACAUGAGGACUUUAUUGCUCUUGAACUAUUAUAGAAGUUGUAAUUACAUUUGGGGGUGACAGCUUAAAUAUUCUGGGAAUGGCAGAGUGAGAUUCUAAGUUUUAUAACCAUAUUUUGGGAUAAGAAUGGAUCUUAGAUUAUUUUAAAGUUUCUAUAUAAUGCAUGUAUGAGGUAAAAGUGAAAUAGGUGGGCUACUUUUUCAGCAUGCUAUCUAAUGAUCACUCAGUCAUUGAUUAUAAAAUUGAAAUGAGCCUGUUCAACUAAUACCAUCAGAUAAACAUUCAUUAAAAUUGUGAAAGCAAGUCUUAAGAUCAGAAACGGAGAUUCUAAACUCAGGAAAAUAUAUUUCUGUGUUUAUUUCAUGCUCUCUCUUUUAAAAUACAAUCUUCAUUUUCCUAAACCUUCCACGGCAUUGAUUACUAAACAU
This is a messenger RNA of Pogona vitticeps (central bearded dragon), 1991 nucleotides long. RefSeq names its product Krueppel-like factor 15. Lineage: Eukaryota; Metazoa; Chordata; Lepidosauria; Squamata; Agamidae. Gene Ontology annotation, biological process: regulation of transcription by RNA polymerase II. Gene Ontology annotation, molecular function: RNA polymerase II cis-regulatory region sequence-specific DNA binding; DNA-binding transcription factor activity, RNA polymerase II-specific. The record is from RefSeq and is a predicted model, not a curated record.